UGGUGUCAGACGUCAGUCCGAGAUGUCUAGUUUGUGUUGUAAAAAAUAAUUAAUUUGUCGACGUUUUUGUGUAACAAUUAUGUGAAUAAUGAGAUGAAAGUGUAAAUAAAUGUUAGAUUAGUGCACGCUAAUGAUUAUGGCGCAUAGUGGUGGUGUUUUAAGUUCGGAUAUAUCGCGUAGGAAUCCUCAAGAUGAAUACGAGCUCAUUCAGAGGAUUGGUUCGGGCACUUACGGAGAUGUGUAUAAGGCGAAACGUCUCAACGGAAACGGUGAACUUGCCGCCAUCAAGGUGAUCAAGUUAGAACCGGGUGAUGACUUCGCGAUCAUCCAGCAGGAGAUCCUGAUGAUGAAGGAUUGUCGUCACCCGAACAUCGUCGCGUACUACGGCUCGUACCUUAGAAGGGAUAAGUUAUGGAUAUCAAUGGAGUAUUGUGGGGGUGGAAGUUUGCAGGACAUCUACCACGUAACGGGUCCCCUAACAGAAUUACAAAUAGCGUAUAUGUGCAAGGAGACCCUUAUGGGACUGUCAUAUCUACACAGUAUGGGAAAAAUGCAUAGGGAUAUAAAAGGCGCAAACAUUUUACUGACAGAAUGCGGCGAUGUGAAAUUAGCAGAUUUUGGAGUGUCAGCACAGAUUACGGCCACCAUCAAUAAGAGAAAGAGCUUUAUUGGUACACCGUACUGGAUGGCGCCUGAGGUAGCAGCUGUAGAAAGGAAGGGUGGUUACAAUCAACUCUGUGAUAUUUGGGCGUGUGGUAUUACAGCCAUAGAGUUAGCCGAACUCCAGCCACCGAUGUUCGAGCUACAUCCGAUGCGUGUGUUGUUUUUAAUGUCUAAAUCGGGAUUCAAACCGCCUCAACUCAAAGAAAGGGAACGUUGGUCUCAACUAUUUCACGGAUUUCUGAAACUAGCAUUAACUAAGAACCCUAAGAAACGACCCACCGCUGAAAAACUGUUGCAGCACGCAUUUUUUCAACAAGACAUGAGCAAACGUUUAGCGAUAGAACUCCUACAAAAGUAUUCGAACCCGCCCAACCACUGUAACAGUCAAGAGUUAGACGAUGAUGGAGCAUUAUCAAACGUACCUCAACGUAUCGCGUCGCGUCAAACACGCGGUCGUCCACGAUCUUUGUUAGAGCAACGCCCACCGCCUCUCGAACAUUCGCUUAGAUUGUCAUCUGAAGAGGAGAGGGAAGCGAACCGACGCUCCGGUGUCUACGAUGACUCUCCGAUCAUAGAUCUGGACGCGGACGACGACCUCAACUUGUCUAUGCCGAAAGUGAUCAACUUCAGCGCGGAAGUCAAUCGGUGUGAUGGAGAUACAGUCAAGCGGAAUGUAUAUCACAGACAAACCAGCGAAGAUUGGAGCGUUGCGUCUCUCAUGAGUUGUCCAAAACACAAUCCACUGACUCAAGAUUUGUCAACCGACAGUAUGCCUUCCAGCGAAAAGGCGACACUACCACUAACAGCGGAUACGGCGGCCAUGUCACAGGCGACAAAUUCCGGUCUAUCGAUACACGAUCAACAUUUAUCACAAUGUAUACAAUUGAAGCAGAACUUUUUAAAUAAUUCCACCACCAAUGUGUACCAGAGCAUCGCGUCUAAUUACCAAUCACCGAUAGGAGCUUCGUCCAUUUCGAUAGACGAUCCCUUGUCCAGAAAAGCUGAAACAGAUAUACUGUAUGUAGACCAACAAGAAACGGAGGCAGAUUCUUCUCAAAUGAGAAAUACUAAUUGCGAAUGCGGCUUAUGUCCGAAACCGGAAGUGAAAGAAAAUAGCACGCUAAGCGAUCUACAAAGAUCGGUAGCGAAUAAGUGUCCAUGUGACGCUUGCAACUCAAACGGCGAUAUGAUGAGCUAUUACCGACACUGUUCGAAUAGGAAUCCCGAUUCGGGUAUAGUUUACUGUGAUACGUGUAAAAAACAGAAGAUUUCCUUGUCGAAUUUCCGAGCUCUACAAAUAGCUAAUCGUCUUCGAAUAGCCGAUGCGGACAGAGUUGAGAACGGCGGUACGUCUGACGAUGACCUCUGUAGGAAGAUAGAUAUGAGUAUGAAUAUGGAGGAGAAAAGUUACGAACAUAGAAAAAGACACAACAGACAUAAUUCCGACUCCGUUACCGCUGGGAUAGAUUUGAGUCAGUUUUGCCAGUGCGAGGUCGAAAGCACUAGUAAGAGAAAGACGUCGUCGGUCGAUGAAAUAUUCAAAAUGGUCGAUGAGAACGGUCGGGACAGUCAAAAGGAAUUGGUUGAUGAGGAGCUGAAGACGAACCAGAGACAACGGAGUUUAUCUGAUAGUCAAAGAGAUAAGGCGAAGGUUGAUGGUGAUGCUACAAGUACCCCCCCAGUCCCACCGCGACGCGCCCGAGCUAGACGAACUAGAACACCAACAAGACCCGCCCCUAACGGACUACCCCCCACCCCCAAGGUGCAUAUGGGAGCCUGUUUCUCGAAGGUAUUCAACGGUUGUCCCUUAAGGAUAAACUGUACAGCAUCGUGGAUACAUCCAGACACCAGAGAUCAGCACAUUCUCAUAGGCGCAGAAGAGGGUAUCUACACAUUAAACUUGAACGAACUACACGAAACAGCGAUGGACCAACUUUGUCCCAGACGAACAAUAUGGAUGCACGUCAUAAAAGAUGUGCUUAUGUCGCUUUCGGGUAAAACUCCAUCCCUCUAUCGCCACGAGCUUCUAGCUCUGUCGGGUAGUGGGAGGGGAGGUAGGGGAGGGGGAGCGAGGUCGUUGAGAGUACUUCCGCCGAGGUUACUACCGCGACGGUUCGCGCCCACUACCCGUGUACCUGAUACCAGAGGUUGUAUGCGAUGCGCCGUGGUUCGGAACCCGUACAACGGCUACAAGUACCUGUGUGGAGCGACGCCCGCCGGUCUGUUCCUCAUGCAGUGGUAUGAUCCACUUCGGAAAUUUAUGUUGCUCAAGAACAUCGAAUGUGUGGUGCCGUCACCGCUUCUGGCCUUCGAGUUAAUCAUAACCCCCGAACUCGAAUACCCGUUACUGUGUGUAGGGGUUACGCGGAAACCUCUGCGCUUGAACUUGAUCAAUAUUAACUCUGGGGCGACCUGGUUUCACUCGGAUGAAUUGGAAUUGUGUCCGGGCGGCUCAAACACUGUGAUACCGAGACCUGAAAGACUUCAUACGUUGAGAGCGGUCCAUCAGUUGAAUAAAGAUGCUGUAUUGGUGUGUCAUGAGAACGUAGUAGAUAUAAUCCCGGUUCUUCCAACGUUCGAGAGGCGACACGACGAGCGACGUCGUAACAAGCUACUGUCGAGGAUACAGUUCGACUUUCAUAUUGAUAGCAUUUUAUGUUUAGCCGAUUCAGUAUUAGCGUUUCAUCGUCAUGGAGUUCAGGGUCGUUCGUUGCGAAACUCCGAUAUAACGCAGGAAAUCACCGACCAUUCGCGAGCUUACCGACUGCUAGGACACGAUAAAGUGGUGGUGUUAGAAUCGCAUUUGCUUCAAAAUAACACGCUAUCGGGCGAAGAUGGCAACGAUCUAUACAUACUAGCGGGUCACGAGGCAUCGUACUAACGCGUUUACUAUACAAAACUAACGAGAAAUAAAAAAUAUAUUAACGUUUAA
Molecule: messenger RNA, 3595 nt
Organism: Melitaea cinxia (Glanville fritillary)
Lineage: Eukaryota; Metazoa; Arthropoda; Insecta; Lepidoptera; Nymphalidae
Gene: hppy
Product: mitogen-activated protein kinase kinase kinase kinase 5
Exons: 22
Coding region: 131-3544 (1137 amino acids)
Biological process (GO): protein phosphorylation
Molecular function (GO): MAP kinase kinase kinase kinase activity; ATP binding
Source: RefSeq, a predicted model, not a curated record